Messenger RNA from Stylonychia lemnae, 1431 nucleotides. NCBI's taxonomy places the organism in Eukaryota, Ciliophora, Spirotrichea, Sporadotrichida, Oxytrichidae. The record is from the annotation of a GenBank genome assembly.
AUGCCAAACAUUAUCGGAAAGUACGAGCUUAUUAAGACUCUCGGUAGAGGAGGCUUCAGUAAAGUGAAGCUAGCAAGAAAUAGAGAUAACUUCUAAGAAGUAGCAAUCAAAAUCCACAAGUUAGAUAAUCCUGAACUCGAUCAAGAAAGAGUCAAUGUUAUUCAGAAUGAAGCAAAACUUCUCUCUACAAUUUAACAUGAAAGAAUAGUAAAUAUUAUUGACUACUUCCCAAGAUAAGUUGUGCAAAAGACAGACGGAACUUAAUAUGAGGUUGUCUGUGUUAUAAUUAGUGAGAUUGCUGACGGUGGAGAAUUGUUCUUUUACGUCAAGAAUAGUGGAGCAUUUAAAGAGAGACAUGCUAGACAUCUUUUCCGUCAAAUGCUUGAGGGUUUACAUUUCCUUCACAAAUAAGGUUUUUGUCACAGAGAUCUUAAACCAGACAAUAUCCUACUAACUGAAAACUUUGACGUAAAAAUAGCUGAUUUCGGAUUUGCAGGACCAAUGGCAGGUAGAUAAAAUGAAGGUUACUUGACGACAACUCUUGGUACAGUUCCAUAUCAAGCUCCCGAAAUUAAUCUAAGACAAACAUACAAGGGUGAAGAUGUUGAUGUCUUCUCACUUGGAAUCAUUCUUUUCAUCAUGGUAACAGGUCUCCCACCUUUCAAAGUUGCUGAUGAUUCUGACUUCUUUUACAGACAAAUUAUUCAUGGAAAAAUGGCAGAGUAUUGGGAUUACUUCAAAAGCUAAGUCAAACUAAAUGGAGGCUCGGAAUUUAGCGAGAAUUUCAUGGACCUUAUCCAAAGAAUGCUUGAAUUUAUUCCUGAUUAAAGGAUUAAGUUGGAUUAGAUUUUUGAGCAUAAUUGGGUGAAAUCUUCUGACUAUCCUUAUCCUGAUGAAAUCAGACAAGAAUUAGCAAGGAGAAAAGCAAAAAACAGCCUCGAGGAACAAAAGGUAGCAGCACAGAAAAAGUAAUAGAAGGCGAAAUAUCAUGCAAAAAUGAGAGGAGUAAUCAACGAAGACGAUGUAGAUGAUGAUGAUACAAAGAAGGAGGCCUUUAAGAUUGAGAAACACAUUGAUGUGUCAAAUGAGCAAAUGCUACUAAAUCAUGUGAUUCUUAUCAGUGAGCACCCAGAUGAAAUUUUGGAAGUCAUUCAAGAUUACAUUAAUGAAAAGAAAGACGAGGAAGAUAUUGAAAUCAAUGAAAAUGCUAAGAAACCAUACAAAGCUUUAAUUAAACAUAUCAAACCAGAGGGCAUUUCAUUAGAAUUCAGCUUUAACAUUAUCAAGUUAGAAGGAUAGGAGAUGUUUGCCAUUGAAUUCCAGAAUUACAACGGUUUACAAGACGAUUUCCUCAACUUUAUCAACGAUCUUGAUGCUGAGCUUAGCAAGAAAUUCGGCUAUGUUGAUGUUGAGGAUGAAGAAGCUGAUUGA